CCUGGUAGAUCUUGACCCUAAGGUCGGGACCGGUCUUGCUGCCAAGCUGAUCUUGUCGCAGGGCGGGGCUUUGCCUCGGGUCAGGUGGGGGCGGGGCUUUUCGCUGGGAGGGGCCUGCGCUAGCGCCCUGUGAAGAUCUCCGAACCAGGCCGGGGGUGCCAGCGUCCCCAUGGGGCUGUGUUUCCCGUGCCCCGCGGAGUCCGCACCGCCAUCCCCGAGCCCGGAAGAGAAAAGAGCAAAGCUGGCAGAGGCAGCAGAAAGAAGACAGAAAGAGGCCGCAUCUCGAGGGAUUUUGGAUAUUCAGUCGGUGGAGGCAAAGAGGAAGAAGAAAGAACAGCUAGAGAAGCAGAUGGACACACCGGGGCCACCAGCAGGUGGACUUAGGUGGACAGUAUCAUGAAGCAUCUCAUACUGCAGGAGAGUCCUGCAGCUACAGCAUCUGCAGUCGGAUGGAUUUCAGCUGAAUCUCUCUUUUUCACAUUGAUGAAGAGUCAGACUUUGUAUUGUUAGUGCCCUUGAGAGCAGUGCGAAAACUAUGCUAAAAAUUUUGGUAAAAUUUUUGAUUUCCAAACUUACUGAAUGACUCAUCUUUUCGUUGAAUUUCACUUUCCCUAUAUUUAUUUUCUCUUCUGCCAAAAGAAACUUUCCAUUUUUUUUUGUAGUUAAAAUAUGGCUCCAAAAGGUAUAUAUGCAUGCUGUGCUCUGGUCCCACACAUAUCUUCAAUGUUGGAUUUGCUGUAUAAGUUACCUUGCUACUUAGGGCCAUGGGGCACAGCCUUCUGUAUGUUUCUGUUUCACUGUUUGGAAGACUGGCUUCAACUUCCGGACUUAGUGCCUUUAAGCUGAUCAUCAGGGAAAAUUCUAAAGAUGCAUUUGAAGGACUUUAGGUGAAGGAAUUCUUUAUUUUUAUAACCCACUAAGAAAUUAAUAUUUGUAGGCAAAUGUUGACUUUCUGCUAAUUUAUUUUCUAUACUUAUGGCAUAUCAUAGUAACUUGAAGUUACAUAUCAGUAGUACAUCACAGUGUGGAGACCUUCUGAUGUGUCCUACCAGAAGCAUGAGCAUCUGUGCAGUGGCUGAAUGAGGACAACUGAGAAGCAGGUUGGUGAUGAGUGAUAAUAUAUUUGUUAAAGUUCUAUGAGCAUUUUUAUCUUUUGUACUUUUAAAGAAUAAUUGUAAGAUGUAUGUAGACAUGACAUUGCCAAUGAAAGUAUGAAAGAGAGAUGCAUAAGUUCUGUACUUGGGAAGGUUGUCUUCAGGUGUGCCAGGAUCAGGAGACAAUUUGAUGUGAUAGACAAGAGGUCUGAAGAACUCUGUUCAUUAGACUUGAUUUAUGACAUUGUGGCUUGUUUUCUUCUUACUACACAAUAAUUGAAGAUGCAAGGCUGCUGCUUCUGUGGUUUACAAUGCCAACACCAGAUUCCCUACCUUAAAAUUUAUUCUAAAUGCCAGUCAGGAAUCUGAAUGAGUUAGGCCAGGUCAGGCAACAAAAGGAAACUGAGCCACCAGCUCACCUGUCCCUCUGACAAGGUGUUGGACAGUGUGUUGAGCAUGUUCUUUUUAAAGAAUUGAAACUAUAAUAUAGGCCUCAUGAUGCCUGAAGAAGUACUUUUCUAUUGUUCAAAAUAUUUUGUGACUAUCUAGGCAAGACAUAUAAUUCUAUCAGCUCAGUUUUCUUCAUUUAUAUAUUAGUGAUAUGUUCCUUCAUAAAGGAUAGUGAAAUCCAUAAAUUGAAUUUUAGAAAUUAUUUUAGUGUAUUUUGAUAUUAGUAUUUAUAACAUAGCUGAAUGGGGAGAGAUGCAGCACACACCAUCCUUCGUUAUUAGAAGCCUUCUUUUAGCACAGACAUCACAUUCUCUUCACUUUAUCUUCAAGAAUUAGAACUUGGGUUUUGCAAAGAGAAGGCUUGCUUUCUAGAGGUAGUACUGCAUUUAUAACUAACUGGCAUACUUACCUACUCUAGAGGCACACAUGACAUACAGGUGUAUUGCUUUCUUGGGAUAAGUGGGAUACACUGCUUUUUACCAACUGUGGGCUGCGUCUGCCUUCCCAAGGCCAUGUGCAUGGCUAUGGCCUGCUCCAUAGAUAUGAUGAUGUGCUCAGCCUUUCCAAAAGCUACACAUGCCAUAGGUACUAAAUUGUGACUUGAAUUUCAUGAAUAUGAUUAAAAAGAGGAAAAAGGAUGCUUGAUAAGAAACUAAAAAAUGGCUAUUAAAAUCAUAUAAACAUGUAAAUAUUUUGCUUAGGCUAUGGAUAGUGGUAUAGAGGCAAGAUUUUUAUAAUUUACAGAUUAAAUAACAAAACAUUAUAGUGUUGAAUAUAUCUUCCAAAUGUUAUAACCAAAUUACUAAAACAAAAGAAACAGUCAGAUGGAGAAAGGUAACCAAUGUAUACAAGCCACAGUCCUUAUUCUAAUUCUGAAACUGAUACCGCUGAUGAUAAAAGAGUUACAUAUAUCAUUAUAGAACAUCUCUGUGACACAUUGCAUGUUUUGGAGACAUCUGUAAGUGGCUCUUUUAUCCAGUUUGUGUUAUGAUUAUAUCCAGAAUGUGAUUUAUUAGUUUUCUAAUAUAUUAUGAGCCUACAUGUUAUAUAUUCUGCAUUGUCUUUGAGUAUAUGAAUCUACAGCUUUCUAUAUAAAAGUCCUCUCUGGACAUCUCUUUACUUAAAGGUCUUUACUACAUCUUAAACACACUAGGAGUUGUCUUUGCAGUUAGAGACUCUUCUGUGUCUCUUGCAUUAAUAAUGGAAAGAAAACUAAUGACUGUCUGGAGGGGUAUGUUUCUUUCCUCAUCCUGUAAAGAAGAAAUGUUAUUAUAUUGUUACUAUCAUUGCCUUUUUAGAUAAAAGUCAUUGUAAAAAGGCUCUGUGCAUCAUUUCCAGAAUCCUGGGAAAUUGAUAUGGAAUUUGAAUUUAUUCUUUAUACAAAAAUUUGACUUAUUUUCACUGAUAACAAUUAUACUGUGUCCUUGGAAGAUGAAAGUAUAACUUGUCAAUUUUGAAUAAAGUAUAAUUUAACAGAUUGGCAAGAGUUA
Molecule: messenger RNA, 3034 nt
Organism: Onychomys torridus (southern grasshopper mouse)
Lineage: Eukaryota; Metazoa; Chordata; Mammalia; Rodentia; Cricetidae
Gene: Svip
Product: small VCP interacting protein
Exons: 4
Coding region: 170-400 (76 amino acids)
Biological process (GO): negative regulation of retrograde protein transport, ER to cytosol; negative regulation of VCP-NPL4-UFD1 AAA ATPase complex assembly; positive regulation of autophagy
Cellular component (GO): endoplasmic reticulum membrane
Source: RefSeq, a predicted model, not a curated record